UCACCCCCACACCCCACCAACCAUGACCGCCUUCCUCCGUGACCGGCACAUCAAGUUUCUCCAUCGUGGCCUCCUUGUCCUUCCGGGCGACUACGUCUCGCUCGACCAGAAUCGGAUGACACUUGCCUUUUUCUCCACGGCCGGACUGGAUGUACUGGGAGGGAUGGAUGUGGUGGAGAAGGAGGAGAUCAUUGACUGGGUCUACGCACAGCAGCUCAUUCCGGAUCAUCUGCUUCAUGCCAGCCGAGAUGGUCAUGAUGAUGAGUGUGGUGGUGAGAGUGGUCAUGGUGGUCAUGGUGGUCAUGGUGGUCAUGGUCAUGGUCAUGGUCAUCUCGUGGAUGAGGACAACGUCAAUCACCCGCAUCUGGCUCGUCGCGCCGGUUUCCGUGGUGGCUCGUUUGUCGGCGCCCGCUACCCGGAAGUCACGUCGGAUGAGGGAUGCGAGUGCGCCCUGGCGUACGACUACGGACAUCUUGCCUUCACCUACGCGGCGCUGUGCACGCUGGCGGUUUGCGACGAUGGACUUGAGCGGGUCGACAAGGCUGCUAUUUUGGAUGCGCUCCGCAAGCUGCAGCUGCCAUCGGGCGCCUUCUCGCCGCUGGCACACCCGUCCGAGUCGGACAUGCGCUUCCUCUACACCGCCACUGCAGUCGCCUUUAUGCUUGGCGACACGUCGGCGAUUGACGCCGACGCUGCCGUUGGCUACAUCCUCGCCUCGAUCGCCUUUGACGGCGGCAUCGCCCAAGGCCCCGGCCAGGAGUCGCACGCCGGUUCGACCUUUUGCGCUGUCGGCACCCUCCGCCUCCUCGGCCGGCUCGGCGCCCUUGGCGACGCCCGCACCGCCCGCCUCAUCGAGUGGCUUGUUGCCCGCCAGCAGUUUGGCUUCCAGGGCCGCCCAAACAAGAAGACCGACACAUGCUACUCGUACUGGGUCGGUGCCGCCCUCGCCCUCCUCGACGCCUACGACUUUGUCGACAUCGACUCAAACACCUCGUACAAUCUCUCCACCCAGCAGUCCAUCGGCGGCCUCGCCAAGUGGCCCGACCACCAUCCGGACCCACUCCACACUCACCUCGGCCUCUGCGGCCUCUCACUGCUCGGCUACGAAGGCCUCGAGCCCAUCAACCCCGCGCUCGGCAUCUCUGCUCGCGCCGCCGCCCGCUUUGGCCCGCUCCCGCCACUCUAG
Molecule: messenger RNA, 1186 nt
Organism: Thecamonas trahens ATCC 50062
Lineage: Eukaryota; Apusomonadida; Apusomonadidae
Product: geranylgeranyltransferase type I
Exons: 2
Coding region: 23-1186 (387 amino acids)
Biological process (GO): protein geranylgeranylation
Cellular component (GO): CAAX-protein geranylgeranyltransferase complex
Molecular function (GO): CAAX-protein geranylgeranyltransferase activity
Source: RefSeq, a predicted model, not a curated record